AUGACAGCCGCUCGGCGAAGAUGCCGCAGCAUCGGGCUGGCGCUCGUCGCCAUGACGGCUUCGAUCGGGCUCUGGCAGGUUGCCGACGUCGCCUUCGGUAUUUUCGUACGUGGACGUCACUUUAGCAAACAUCCGCCAGUCGCAUCACACAUAUCUAGCAGACUUCAGAGAUUCGUCACCAGAGCGAGCGCAGAUGACCUCUACCAGGAGGCCGUUGCGCUCAUGGAUCAGGGGAGGGCCCCACAAGAGAAGAUCUUGGAGGGGAUCCAGAAAGUCACCCAGGCCGGGAUGGAUGGGUCCAGAAUCGCGCAGUCGACGCUGGGUAUCUGGUAUUGGCAGGGUUCCGUUGGCUUGCCAGAGGACAAGACCUUGGCGAUCCAGUGGUGGGAGAAAGCGGCCGCCCAGGGGGACCCUGGUGCGAACUUCAAUCUCGGAUGGGCUAAGCUUCACGGCAUGGGUCUUCCACAGAACAAGUUCGAGGCUGCAAAGUCCUUCAGGGCUGCUGCUGAGCAAGGACACACACAGGGCAUGACGUAUUUGGCACAAAUGCUCCAUAGGGGCGACGGCAUCCCGCAAGACUCGCUGCUCGCUGCUGAGUGGAUGAUAAAAGCAGCGACAAGCCAGGGCCAGGACCUCACCGAGAUUAUGCAAAAAUUUGAGUCGAACGAGCUAACGCCGGAGCAGCGCAUACAGCUCUCGGAUAAGAUCUAUGACUUGCAAAUGAAGAACAGGGAGAAGAGUGUGAUCGUGUCCAAAGAUACAUCGAAACCAGUGGACGAAUGGGACGAUGAGCGUGGGCAGGUGUGA
Molecule: messenger RNA, 807 nt
Organism: Prorocentrum cordatum
Lineage: Eukaryota; Dinophyceae; Prorocentrales; Prorocentraceae
Source: the annotation of a GenBank genome assembly